Molecule: messenger RNA, 867 nt
Organism: Laccaria bicolor S238N-H82
Lineage: Eukaryota; Fungi; Basidiomycota; Agaricomycetes; Agaricales; Hydnangiaceae
Exons: 7
Coding region: 1-867 (288 amino acids)
Biological process (GO): inner mitochondrial membrane organization; cardiolipin acyl-chain remodeling
Cellular component (GO): mitochondrial membrane
Molecular function (GO): 1-acylglycerophosphocholine O-acyltransferase activity
Source: RefSeq, a predicted model, not a curated record
AUGGUGGCGAGGGAGAGUUGGCCCAGAGUCGGCGGGAUUAUUUGGCGGAAUUAUGUGACCAGUGUAGGACUCAUUUGCAAAGCUGCCAUUGCUCUCGGUAUCUGCUCUUUGCGCGUCAAAGGUCUAUCCACUCUCGACACCGCACUACAUAGCCAACACAGACAAGGCAUUCUGACUGUUUCAAACCACAUCUCCACCGUUGAUGACCCUUUAGUUUGGGCUGCUCUUCCACUCCGGUACUAUCUCAGUUCCACCACCACCAGAUGGACGCUCGGUGCUUCUGACGUCAUGUUUACCAAUCCUAUCUUUUCAACCUUCUUUCGUCUCGGUCAGACCCUCGAGACCUUCCGCGGCAAGGGUGUUUACCAGCCCUCCGUGGAUGCUGCCAUACAGAAGCUUAGUGAUGGGCAAUGGAUACACCUCUUCAGUGAGGGCAAAAUAAAUCAGCCAAACACAUACUCGAUAGACUCUCGCGGUUAUGCCCAUUUACCUCGCUUUAAAUGGGGCGUGGGUCGCAUUCUUAUGGAGGCGCCUAUACUUCCCGUCAUCAUCCCAAUGUGGCUCACCGGUUUCGACAGACUGAUGCCAGAAGGACGAACAUUUCCCUACAAAUAUUUUCCUCGACCUGGUGUUGAGCUUACUAUCACCUUUGGGGAUCCAAUACCAGCUAAAGACAUUACAAGUUGUUUGGAUACCUGUAUUUCCAACCGGCCGGAAAGGUUAACUGCUGGGACAUCAGAAGCGACCUUCGAGGCUUCCAAGGCUAGAGUUGCAGUGACCACUCUCAUCCACCAAAGGGUGGAAGAACUCGGGAGGGCUGUUUCUGGAAACGAACUGGGUGCUCCCUUGUCAUCGCCACACCAAUAG